Molecule: messenger RNA, 845 nt
Organism: Telopea speciosissima
Lineage: Eukaryota; Viridiplantae; Streptophyta; Magnoliopsida; Proteales; Proteaceae
Product: ankyrin-3-like
Exons: 3
Coding region: 1-813 (270 amino acids)
Molecular function (GO): protein binding
Source: RefSeq, a predicted model, not a curated record
AUGGGUUUUUUUCUCAGCUGUUGGGAUACGAUUAAAAGUGAUGUAUUCAAAGCCAUUCGCAGCUUCUUCUUCAAGCCCAGCCAGCUUGCUCAGGUCAAUCAGACUAUCAUUUGCCUCAUCCUUAAAAAAGAUGGAGCUACCUCCCUGUCUAUUUUUAGACUUAUCUCCCUUUGCAAUCUUCUUUACAAGUUCAUUGCCAAGAUCCUUGCCAAUAUAAUUAAGGCUGUUAUCCCUCUCUCGUCAGCCCUAAUCAAUCUGCCUUUAUUUCUAAAAGAAGUAUUGCGGACAACAUUAUCCUUUGCUCGGAAAUUGUGCGAGGGUUGGAAUGCCUUUUCUGUGCUUUCCUCUAGAAAGAGAAUGAUUCUUCCAAAUUCCUCCGCCUUACUUGCUGGAAGUCCAUCUGCCUCCCCAAAUCUGAAGGAGGUGAAGCGACUUCUGGAUGAAGGCAUGGAUGUUAAUGUGGCUGCAUGUGGCCCGAAAUCACAGGGGGUUACCCCUCUCCACCUUGCCGCUCACGGUGGCCACCUCAAAGUGAUGGAUGAGUUGCUUGAACGCGGAGCAAACAUUGAUGCAAGAACGAAGGGUGCAUGUGGUUGGACGCCUCUGCACAAUGCUGCUAAGGAGCGAAAGAGGGAGGCAAUCAGAUUUUUAGUCGAGAAUGGAGCAUUUCUGCCACCAGACAUCAAUGACAACAGGUUUAAUCCCCCUGCCCAUUACUGCCCUGGUCUCGAAUGGGCAUAUGAGGAGCUGAAACGGCUUCAAGAAGGAAAUCUCUCAUCUACUGGCGAGAUUACGGACAGCUCUGAAAGCUAAACUUCUAAAGUAUCCAUCCAAUGCCCACCAAA